AUGAAAGAGCCUUUUUUCCCGCGACCACGGCUGUCGACGAUUCGUCAACCUAAGAAACCGCUCCUCUUCCCUGCGCCGGCGGAAGUGCCCUACCCACCGAGGAGACACAAAUCCUACAGCGAUAGGCCGAGCACUUACGAGGCGUCCUCAACCGUCCCUCCACCAUCUCGACGCCGCCGUCGCCCGUCUGCCUCAGGUGGAGACCAACGUGGACCUCGACCUCCCGCCAUCUCUCCAGGAAACCAUCAGGGCCCUGCAGCAGCUCUCCAGCAGGAAAGCGCCCGGAUCGGACGCGAUCUCUACUGA
This is a messenger RNA of Spirometra erinaceieuropaei, 306 nucleotides long. Lineage: Eukaryota; Metazoa; Platyhelminthes; Cestoda; Diphyllobothriidea; Diphyllobothriidae. The record is from the annotation of a GenBank genome assembly.